Messenger RNA from Pieris macdunnoughi, 1935 nucleotides. Lineage: Eukaryota; Metazoa; Arthropoda; Insecta; Lepidoptera; Pieridae. The record is from the annotation of a GenBank genome assembly.
AUGUCAGGUAAGAUUCUCCAUAACAAAGGAUAUGAUUUAAAUAUUAGGUUUUAUCCCACUGAUUCUUCUAUUCAAAUAUUAGGCAGGAGAGAAAGAUCUCGGUCUCCCAAUAGGAGUCGCAAUAGGAUUAAGGAUAAUCACGAUGGCACUAAAAUAAUGGAGGUACCAAAUGCAAUAAAUCCUAUGAUGAUACAAAAUAUGUUUCCCCAAGGUAAUAUGAUGAUGGGUGGAAUGUAUAAUAUGAUGAUGCAAAACAGCAUGAUGGCUGGGGGUAUAAUGCCACCCCCUGGUAUGGAAAUGAUUCCAAACCCAGGUCUUGAAAUUAUGCCACAGCAAACUAUGGAUAUUCAAGCUAUGGGAACCUCUGCCUUACCCAACGCGCCUGCAAAUAUAGAUAUGAGUAUGAUGGGAGGUGUCAUGAUGGAUCCAACAGUGAUGGCAAUGUAUCAGAACAUAACACCAAAUGUAUUACAAGAAAAAAAGGAAAUUGUGUUUAAACACUGUAAAUUAAUACCACCUGCACCAGGAUCAUCUGAACCACCUAAAAGAACAAGACCUCCUGGAUGUAGAACAAUCUUUGUUGGAGGCCUACCAGACAAAAUAAGGGAGAGUGUUGUGAGAGAUGUGUUUGAAAAUUAUGGUAGGAUCCAGAUCUUGCGUUUAUCAAAAAAGAACUUCUGCCACAUACGUUUUGAUAGAGAAAGUUGUGUAGAAGCUGCUAUGGUUAUAUCAGGAUAUAGAAUAAAGCUAAUAAAUCGGGAUAGUGAUAUGGAUGAAGAUGACGAUGAUGAUGAGGCACAGGGAACUAAUGGAUGGUUGCAUGUUGACUAUGCUUUGAGUAGAGAUGAUCAGAAUGAAUAUGAGAGGCGACAGAGACAGGCUUUGAGGGUGCAGCAGCAAAUGCAACAAUUAUCAGCUCAGCAGGAACUAGCUGAUAAUAGUAUGAACUUCCAGCCCCGCUCUCCAUCUCCUGUUAGGCUACAGCCAUUUUCAAAUGCUGCCAUAACACAAUUAGCUGAAAAAAUUAAAAGUGAAGAGGCAUUUGCUCCAACACUUCCAACUCUGAUAUCAUGGCUGGAGCGUGGUGAAUGCUCAAAAAAGAACUCCAAUCAGUUUUAUUCAAUGUUGCAAGCUACAAAUGCUCAUAUUCGUCGAUUGUUUAGUGAAAAAAUGCAGGCAGAGGAGGAAUUAUCUGAAUGCAAAGAAAGAGUGAAAAAUACUAUACAGAAAGUGAUUGAACAACUCGAACAGGUGGCGAAAGUGUUUAUGGCGGCCACGCAUCAGCGAGUCUGGGACCAUUUCACAAAACCACAGCGGAAAAAUAUUGAGACAUGGCAGAAAAUGACACAGGAGUUUAGUACAUUGAAAGAGGAGUUCAAUGAAAAAUUCUUCGCUGAUGAGAAUGCUGAGUAUAAUGGGUUUUUAAAUAAGCAAUUCUGUGAUAACAAUGAAGAUCUCAAGCGGUUAAAGGUAGAAAAUGAGAGCCUGCAAUUCCAGUUAGAGGCAUACAAAAACGAAGUCGAUGUGAUAAAGGCCGAUGCACACAAGGAAAUGGAAAAAUUCAAAGCACAAUUCAUUGCGCGACAAGCUUUGAAGGGGACGUUUGAUAAAAAUCCUCCUUUGCCAUCGCCUGUUUCAAAACCUCCCCCACCGCCGCCAUUACCGGAAGAAGGGGAAGCGAGAAUAAAACCGGAUGUUGAACCGCAAUGUGGGGAAGCUAAGCUUAUUGGAGUCAUGUCUGCAUUUUUACAGGUUCACCCACAAGGCGCGAGUCUUGAUUACGUAGUAUCCUAUGUCCGUGCAUUGUUCCCGAAUGUCUCACAAUCAGCAGUCCAUGAUGUUCUCCAGAAAUUCCCAGAGGUAUUUGAAAGGAGCACGAGUGGCGUUGGCGCAAAUAUUGAACACAAAUGGAAAUUUAUCGCGUUUAGUGCAUAA